Messenger RNA from Magallana angulata, 1113 nucleotides. RefSeq names its product leucine-rich repeat-containing protein 42-like. The record is from RefSeq and is a predicted model, not a curated record. The coding region runs from base 50 to 1027 and encodes 325 amino acids. NCBI's taxonomy places the organism in Eukaryota, Metazoa, Mollusca, Bivalvia, Ostreida, Ostreidae. Gene Ontology annotation, molecular function: protein binding. The transcript is spliced from 5 exons.
AAGGGUGGAUAACACUGAGGAUGUCAUCGAUUGAUUUCAAUUAAUUAGUAUGGAAAGACCAACAAAGAUCAGAAAAACAAAGAACACAGAUGAACACAGCUGGGAGGUUAGAGCACCAGUAUCUCUGUAUCAUCGAUGCAUUCAAUAUAUUGCUCAAAAUCUACAUAUGGUGGACAGUUUUUAUGGAUUUCCUGACUUGGUGGCAGCUGAUAUUUUUCAGGAAGCAGAGAAGUGCAAGAAAUUUGAAAUCACUUCAGCAGAAAACGAUUCUCUCAAAAACCUUCUAUUGUUUUGUGAAAUUUAUCCAGACAGCGUGCUGUCCAGCCUAAAUCUAUCGACCUCCUGCCGCGCCUUGAACUACUGGCUGGAACACUUCCUGGUUUUCUCUGGACUACAAUCACUAGAUUUGUCAGAUUGUUUCCUUGGAGAGGAGCAUGAAAUCUUAUCCCAUAUUGCACAUUUAAAACUCUUAAAAAGCUUAAACCUAAGGAAAAACUGUCUGACGGAUAAAGGGGUUUCUAGAAUUUGUGCACCAUUUAAACUAUUUAGAAGAGGACCAGAACAUUUAACAGUUCUAGAUGUGUCAGAAAAUGGAUGCAUAUCAAAUAGAGGAAUCAAAAUGCUACAGUGCUUCAAAGAUUUACAAAAAGUAGAUAUUACUGGAACCAGUGUUAAGGUUAAAGAAAUAUCCAAUGAUUGGAAAGUCCUUCCAGAGAAGGGAGAGGGCUUAGUGUCUAUAAAAAAUGAAGGAUGGGCCUCCCAUGUAGUCUGCAAGUGGAUGGAAUUGGCAACUCGGACACAUGACAAGGAUGAACACAAAACGUCAAAGUUUUAUGCAAUAAAGAAACGAAUCAAAAGCCGAAUCAGCAUACAGAAUGUGAGCAAAGUGUCAUUUGUUCCACAAUACAGACUGGUGCUUCAUCGAAUUCAUCAUCUGAAGAAAGUGACAGCACCUUGUGUCAAAAUUCCCACACUGACUGAACAAGAUAAUAAUAUGGAUGCAAUAAUGAACUUAUACAAACCUUAAUCCUUGAUACUACAAAACAGUUGUCAGAAUAAGGAGUAAUGCCUAUUAUUAUACUUUCAUGUUAAAUACUGAAAAUAUGCCCUGAC